Gossypium raimondii (Peruvian cotton) is the source of this 2361-nucleotide messenger RNA. RefSeq lists its product as uncharacterized. The record is from RefSeq and is a predicted model, not a curated record. The coding region runs from base 129 to 1901 and encodes 590 amino acids. Gene Ontology annotation, cellular component: endomembrane system; membrane. The transcript has 12 exons. Lineage: Eukaryota; Viridiplantae; Streptophyta; Magnoliopsida; Malvales; Malvaceae.
CUUGCUUGGUUGGUUUAUGAUAAAAUAAACAAAAAUGUCUCUCUUUUCUCUUUUUCAGUUUUCCGUCUCGAAGUAAUCGAAUCUCGAAAACCCCAUCUGAGCUAGAACAAAAGAAAAGGAAAAAAGAAAUGUCGCCGCCAGCAGCAGCAGCGGUAGCGGCAGCGGGCGGAGGAGGAGGACAGCCUCAGCGGCAGCAGCAACAAGGUGGAUUCGGACAGAGCAUAACCGGAAUCAUAAGGAUCGCCGUCUUCUGGUACUUCGCUUCCAAAUUCUUCUCUCCCAAAAAGCCCGUCGAUCCUUCUAACCUCAUCUCCAAUCUCUUCCAGAAGGGCGAACCCCUGGAUAUGUGGUUGUAUCUUUCUGAGCACCAAAGGUUCAAUGACUUUGGGAACGAAGCUUCUCUUGUUUGGCAUGAAACUAAUAUACCUUAUGCCACUUGGGGUCCUGAAAGCACUCGUACUCUUUCUUUAGACUACCAUCCUUCCGAUACCUUGAAAAACAAUGGCAGUCUUUAUGCUCAUGUUUUCUUUGCUCGCUCGGGUUACCCUCCAGAUCCAAAUGACCCUGAAUACCAGCCUCAAGCUGCCUUUGGGAGGACUCACCCUGUGGUGAAAUAUUUGCCCAAGUCAAGAUCAGAUAAGAGGAAAAGUCUUCUUGGGAACUCCAAGGACGGUGAAGUGUUUGAACCUGAGCCACAGGUGGCUGAUGAUACUGAAGCUGACUCUAAAGAUGAGGGCCCUGUUGAAUGGAUUUCUUAUUGGAAACCAAAUAUUACCAUUAACUUGGUUGAAGAUUUUACAAGAUAUGCGCAUAAUGCUGUACCACCAAAUAUUGCUCCUUACUUAAAUAUUGAUCCUAGUCAAGGAAAUUACUAUCCUACCAUCUCCUUCAAUGAGUUUUGGUUACUUAGAGAUAAGUUGAUUGCAAUCAAUGAGACAGUGACAGUAUUACCUCUCAAUUUGGAGGUUGGACCCAUAAGCAUGAUGAAGUGGCAACUAUUCAUGCAGAUUGACCAAUCAUUCCAAAUUCAUCGUAGUUAUGGCAGCAUGGUUGAAGGCGAGGCUGAUGAACUUAAGAGGGUCUUCCUGGAAGGAAAUCCGUACUUGCUAGUGAUCACAAUGGUCGUUUCUUUGCUUCAUUCUGUGUUUGACUUCUUGGCUUUCAAGAAUGAUAUCCAGUUUUGGAACAAAAAUAAGUCUAUGGAAGGAUUGUCUGCAAAGUCUGUUGUGGUGAGCUUUUUGUGUCAGCUUAUAGUUUUCCUCUAUCUACUCGAUAAUGAGACCUCAUGGAUGAUACUGGCAAGUUCUGGAAUUGGUUGCUGCAUCGAGUUUUGGAAGAUAGGGAAAGCAAUGCACAUAGAGGUCGAUAGAACCGGAAAGAUACCUAUGUUGAGGUUCCGAGAUCGUGAUUCAUAUGCAAGCAAUAAAACUAAGGAAUAUGAUGAUAUAGCAAUGAAGUAUUUGUCCUACGUGCUCUUCCUCCUUGUUGCAGGCUUUUCUAUUUACUCCCUUAUGUAUGAGCGCCAUAAGAGCUGGUAUUCUUGGGUUCUCUCUUCACUCACAAGCUGUGUCUACAUGUUCGGUUUUAUUAUGAUGUGCCCUCAACUUUUCAUAAACUAUAAGCUUAAGUCUGUGGCUCAUUUACCUUGGAGGCAGAUGACUUAUAAGUUCCUCAACACCAUCAUUGAUGAUCUCUUUGCAUUUGUCAUAAAAAUGCCAACACUUCAUCGACUUUCUGUCUUCCGUGAUGAUCUUAUAUUUUUAAUCUAUCUGUACCAGAGGUGGGUAUAUCCUGUGGAUAAGAAACGAAUAAAUGAAUUUGGUUUCGGGGGUGAGGAUGAGCAGACGCCUAGCAAUACAGAUAUUACUACUGCCAAAGAAGAUGAGAAGAAAACCAACUGAGCUUGGUUUGAUUGUUCUUUUUCCCGUUAGUUUAGCUUUAGCAACUUUGUAGUGCAAAGAAACGCAAAAUUCCAAGACGAAUACUUUUCGUGUGGUUGCUUUAGAAAAAUAUGCAGGAAAGAAAGAGACAGAGAAGGUUCGAUAACAGACCGAUGCCUUCUCAUCAGGAUUGCUAUAGAAAGAAUGAAAGUACAAACAGUUUAAGAACCUUGGUCUCAGAAUUGUGGUACCAUGUGAAGCUGGCUAACAUGGUUGUAUCAAGAUCUUCUCUUUUCCUUAUUUUAUUUCAUUAUAUCUGAUUAAUUUGUUUUUGGCAUUUUGACUCUGUAGAAUGAGUUGAAUUACUUGUUCCUUCUAGGCUGGUUUUUAUUUUUGUGGCAGGUUUAGUGAUUUCAAGGUCUAGUUUGAUAUGUUAAUUAUGAUUGGCUUUUGCAAUAAAACAAAAAAGGAAUUAUGAUAA